Phytophthora infestans T30-4 is the source of this 1053-nucleotide messenger RNA. RefSeq names its product Mitochondrial Carrier (MC) Family. Gene Ontology annotation, biological process: mitochondrial transmembrane transport. Bases 1 to 1053 code for a protein of 350 amino acids. Lineage: Eukaryota; Oomycota; Peronosporomycetes; Peronosporales; Peronosporaceae. The record is from RefSeq and is a predicted model, not a curated record. The transcript has a single exon.
AUGGAGCUCAAGGCGGAGGACACUCUCAAGAAGGCGGCGGCGGCUUCGUCGGGCGCGCUGCUCACUUCGCUGUUCGUCACGCCACUAGACGUGGCCAAGGUGCGCAUCCAGUCGCAGAUCCAAAUGCCGCCGUCUAAGACGCUGGCGGACCUGCGCGUCACGCACUCGAGCGUCGGCACGUCUGUGGCCACUGCCAUCGAGCAAUGCCGCUGCCGCAGUCGAUGCGUAUGCAACCGCUCAAUUACGCGUCCCGUUGAGAGACUUCUGUCCUCACGACGCGGUUGCACGGCUCUCCCAGCCAUGCGGAUGUCCUGCUCGCGAGCUGUGGCUCCUACGCAGCUUCAGGGCACUUCACACGCGUUGCGCCACAUCUUUCAGACCGAAGGAGUAAGGGGACUAUUCGCGGGCUUGUCUCCUGCCAUGGUCGUUGCCGUGCCGUCCACUGUGCUGUACUACAUGUCCUACGACGUUCUGCUACACGAGGGACGUCAACGAUUCCCGCAGAUGGAGGGAUUGGUGCCUUUAAUGGCUGGAACCACAGCGAGAAUUGUGGCAGCAUCGAUUACGUCGCCUAUUGAACUGAUCCGGACGAGGAUGCAAGGUGAUAAAGCUGGAGCCAGUAUUUUAAGCACGUUCCAACAAGCAGUGCGACGCGGAGGAUACGCGUCAUUACUGAAUGGAUUGGGUGCCACAUUGGCAAGGGACGUGCCAUUCUCGGCGAUUUACUGGACAUCGUAUGAGAAUCUGCAGAAGAAGCGGAAUGUGGAAGAGCUGUCGAGAACGCAGAGAGCUUUCACUUGCGGUGCUCUCUCUGGAGCUAUCGCAGCAACGAUCACGACCCCCUUCGAUGUGGUGAAGACACUGCAACAGGUCUCCAUGUCUGUCCAAGGAUCGCAGCCGUCAGGGAUGGUGGUGCUCCGACAGGUGGUGGCCAGCAGGGGUGUGAGCGGAGCCUUCACAGGACUCAGUGCACGUCUUGCUCGCGUGGCGCCGUCGUGCGCUAUCAUGAUCUCGUGCUACGAGCUGGGAAAGGAGAAGCUCGGUAUUGAGUAA